GUGAAGAAUUUUAGUGAAGAGAUGGGUAGACAUAGAAGUUUGUGGGUGUCUCUUGUUCCAUUUGGAUUUGUCUUGUUCUUUAGCUCAGCUUUCAUUGGAGUGCCUAGUGCCCUUGGCUGGAGCAAAGAGGGUCAUGUCAUGACAUGCCAAAUUGCACAGGCACUUUUAGAGCCUGAGGCAUCGGAAGCAGUGAACCGUUUGCUACCUGACUAUGUGAAAGGUAACUUAUCAGCCCUUUGCGUAUGGCCUGACCAAAUUAGACACGGCUACAAAUAUAGGUGGACAAGUCCUCUUCAUUUCAUUGACACUCCGGAUAAUGCUUGUUCGUUUCAGUAUUCAAGAGACUGCCAUGAUUCCCAUGGUGUGGAGGAUAUGUGUGUUGCUGGUGCUGUCAAAAACUUCACUUCCCAACUCAUGCAUUACAAAGAGGGGACAUCUGAUCAGCAAUAUAAUAUGACUGAGGCGUUGUUGUUCUUGUCACAUUUCAUGGGAGACAUUCAUCAGCCAAUGCACGUUGGAUUCACCACUGACGAAGGUGGAAACACGAUAGAACUACGCUGGUUCAGGCAUAAAUCUAAUCUGCACCAUGUGUGGGACAGAGAAAUUAUCCUCACUGCACUAGCAGACUAUUAUGAUAAGGAUCUAAGCCUCCUUCUCCAAGACAUUCAGAGGAACUACACAUAUGGAAUCUGGGUAGAUGAUAUUUCAUCUUGGAAACAUUGUAAUGAUAUCUCUCAGUGUGUAAACGAUUGGGCCAAAGAGAGCAUAGAAAUUGCUUGCAAAUGGGGUUACGAAGGUGCUAAAUCUGGAACAACUCUAGCAGAUUAUUACUUCGACUCAAGGAUGCCAUUUGUCAUGAAACGAAUUGCUCAAGGUGGAAUUCGAUUAGCCAUGCUUCUAAAUAAGGUGUUUGUUGCCUCUGAAGAAGGAUUUACGUACAACAACAACAACGUUUGUCAAUGGGAACGUCGUCUAUAACUUAGUUUGUUCACAAUUGUUAAUCUUAUUGGCCCAUUGCAUUUCUGACUACAACUUGCCUCUAUUUUAAUAACUGAAAAAUGUGUAUGUAAGGACCCAUCUUUUUUUA
Vigna radiata var. radiata (mung bean) is the source of this 1087-nucleotide messenger RNA. RefSeq names its product endonuclease 1. The record is from RefSeq and is a predicted model, not a curated record. Bases 22 to 978 code for a protein of 318 amino acids. Gene Ontology annotation, biological process: DNA catabolic process. Lineage: Eukaryota; Viridiplantae; Streptophyta; Magnoliopsida; Fabales; Fabaceae. The transcript has 9 exons. Gene Ontology annotation, molecular function: nucleic acid binding; endonuclease activity.